UGACACUACGCUGUCGCGUCGUUCGUCGUUCGCCAGAACAGCUGGGUGCUAUUGAAUGGAAUUUGUGUUACCAAAAAAAAAAACAAAAAAAAAAUCGUUUUAUAGCUGACGUUGCUUAUUUGCUUUAUGUAAUGUAAUUAACAACCAAAGGCAAGCAAAGCAAGAGUGAGCGUGUUGUGGCAGGCAUUAUUAGGUACAAAUUUGUGCAAAAACAGCAGUGAUUGCCAGCUACGAGUGGAACAUUCAAGUGAAAUCAGCUGUGCUGUGUAACGGUGCUACAAACACGCCCAAAUUGCUGCAAGUUUGACAGGGAAAAGCAGAAGUCACAAUGACAAGCAAGCAGUGUGUGUGGGCAGCCAACGCUUAAAAUGUGGAACCAAAUAGUGCUCCUUAGCUGCUGAUAAUUGCUUUUCAAUAGCGUGUAAAAAUAGUUAAAAGUUUAGUGAAAUAAAAAGCGGUGCGGUUUAAAAAUAAAUAUUAAAAAUUAUAAAAAAGUGUUUGUUCAAAAAUUCGUCGAAAUUACGCGUGUGACGUGAGAGUUGUUCGAAUCGGCAUGUAAACAAAUUUUGGGCGUUUAAUUGUGCGUAAAUGUUGCAGAAGUGUAAAUGAAGCAAGCGCAAGGAUUAGCUACAGCGGUUCACACACAAAUUAUUAACUGGUAAAAAAGAGAGAAAUAAGUAAUAAAUAAGUGAGCAAAAUUAUAAAAAUAACUGUAAUUUGUUUCCAUAGAUUUGUGUGUGAGUUUCGAAAGCGGUUUAAUAUCAUCAAAGCAAGCGCGUGGUGGAACUCUGGAUUAAUAAACAAGUGCAACGUUUUAUGUGUUCAAAAAAGUUGUCAAAAGUUUGCAGAAAGAAAUACUGAUGAUUUAUUUCGUUUGAAAAUAUUGCUGCGAAAAAAGGAAGUGAAGUUAAUAAUACCAUAGAAUACCGAAAAUACUUGAAUCUAAAGAGAAAUAUGGAAACAUAAAAUUUCUUGAGUAAAACUGCGAACAAAACUGGAAGAGAAUUCCGAAAAAGUUACAGUUUUUGAACGAAGAAAAGAGCCAUAGAGACGCAGUAAAUUAUUUACAGUUGACUUGUUGUCACAACCCAAAUCUUCGGCGUGUUGAACAAAGAAAUCAGCAAAGGCAAAUCAGCCGCAGGCAACAAAUGCACGCUGCAUUGAUUUUUUCACUGCAAUCGUUAAAGUGAUGACUUGAGAGAACAACACAACACACAACUGGUAACUUAAUCGCUUCAUUCUGUUUAAGCGUCACAAGCAGAAUGCUUACGUAAUGUGUGAAAGUGUAAAGCUGCUACAAACGAACGGGCAAACCAAAGCAACCACAAAGCCAACUGACGCCGCCGGCGCACAGCGCUGAUUGUGCGGCAGCAACAUACCAAGCAAACAUAGAGCAAGUAAACAAUAAAGCUGAGCAGAAAUAAGAAAUAAAUGCAAAAAAUGAAACAUAGUUGCCGACGCCAAAGCCAGAGUUAGUGAACAACAACAACAAGGCCGAUAUAAAUUGGUCAGCAACAGUAAACAGUGGACCUGUGCUGGAGCUGUGUGUGGGAAGAAAGCCGGAAGCACAGCACUUGAAGUCAACUAUAAAUAAAAAAGCGCAUAUACUGCAACAACAAUAAAAAAAACAACAUUAUAAUAAAAGCAAAGGCACAAACACAGCGCCUUCAAGAACAAUCAAUUGUUGUAGCAAAAUAGCGGUGUUUCUAUAUUGCCGUUGCUGCGGCUCGGCUGUUGUUGACAGUGACAGUGAAUAAGAAAGACACACAAAUAAAGUGGCAUACAUAAAGUAGAAGACACAAUAAAGUGCGGAUAAAGCAUCUAAUCUAACUACAACAGACAACAACAGCACAGGAAAUAUAUGAAAAUACGACAAUCGCUGGCUUUAUGCUGACAGCAAAAGAAAUUAACACAAAAGACUGAGCGAAUCAAGGAAAGCAGCGGCACUGGGGGUAUACAACAACGCUCGUUUAGCGGUAUGCGGGGUUUAGAAGGUGUAGCAGAGACAUAAAACAGUCUCAACAUAAAGCACACAGAGCUCAGGCGAGUAUAUUACAUGCUCCGGCAUUUGGUUAUGAAGCGCGUUUGUCAAAUGAAUCAAUUUACAUGCUAAAAGUGUCGCUGGACAAAGUGCAAAACAGCAAAAAUAAAGCGGAGACAACCCGGAAGAAAAGCGACAUAAAACUGUCAACAUUGUCGAAGCUCGCCCAUUUGUAGGUCACUCACAAAUGCCCACAAGCGGGAAUACCAGAUUUUGAUUAUCAACCUAAUUUGAACACCAGGCAGACAGACAACGUGCCUGACGUAAAUGUGAUUAGACUUGAGCGCACUGAAUGGUCGACGGCAAAGUGGCAGCAUAAAAGAACGCAACAAAAGCUAUUGACGCGGGAAAUAAUGGCGAUCACGAUUAGUAAUUUGACAGUUUAAAUGAACUGAAGGCACGCAGAAGGCAACGAAGUAGCGGCAUUUAGGGGAAUAAAUGACAAAAGAUUAAAUAAAAAACUUCAAAACUGUCACUGAGCGCUGCCAAGUGGAGUGGGAGAGCAUUGUUGCUGAAUAACGUUAGACAACGUGCCGAUAUUUGGGCACUUACGCAGACAAGUGCUAAGAUAAACUGGACCAAACCUUUAAUGGAUGACUUUAGACUAUGAUAAAAAGAAGCAAAAGUAUUACAACAAAAUAACAAAAAAUAAAAAAAUUACAACAUAACUCAUAGAACACCCCACGACUGGUAAGAAAACUAAACGCAUAGUGGUGAAAAACGCAAACGGCACAUUUGCAUAGCAUACAUUUAGGAGUUGACGAAAUAAGGCGGCAUGCACACCCAAACACGCACUUGCUGACACUACACACACACACACUAACGACUGCAUACCGCAAGGCGCGUAUACAUGCUCGUACACAGCUAGCGACUAAAGCAGAGUGCAAGUAAUAUUAGCAACAACAACAACACAAUGCUCCAACAAUCAACUGCCCGCCUUUUACUGCCCAUCACGCUGCUCGUGUUGGCCAAUUUUCGCCUCACACUUACCUGCCCCGCCGAAGUGUGCGCCUGCAAGUGGAAGGGUGGCAAGCAGACGGUCGAGUGCGGCGGCAAGGAGCUGCCGAAUAUACCCGAGGGCAUGGAUCCCGGCACGCAAGUGUUGAACUUCUCGGGCAAUAGUCUGCAAGUGCUGCAAAGUGAACGCUUUCUACGCAUGGAUUUGCUGAAUCUACAGAAAAUCUUUCUAUCGCGCAAUCAGUUGAUACGCAUACACGAGAAAGCCUUUCGCGGUCUGACCAAUCUCGUGGAGCUAGAUUUAUCGGAUAACUCGCUGCAAAAUGUACCCACCGAGACGUUUCAAGACUACAGUUCGCUGAUGCGUCUCUCGCUUAGCGGCAAUCCCAUACGCGAGCUGAAGAUGUCGGCUUUCCGGCAUCUCUCGUUUCUGACAACGCUCGAGCUGAGCAAUUGUCAGAUCGAGCGUAUUGAGAAUGAGGCCUUCAUUGGCAUGGACAAUCUGGAGUGGUUGCGUUUGGACGGCAAUCGCAUCGGUUUCAUACAGGGUCAGCAUAUACUGCCCAAAUCGCUGCAUGGCAUCAGUUUGCAGAGCAAUCGCUGGAUGUGCGACUGCCGUUUAUUGGACUUGCAUAUGUGGCUCAACAACUAUGUGACGCCGCAGGUCGAGGAACCCAAGUGUGUGGAGCCGCCGCGACUGAAAGGACAAGCGAUCAAGACGCUGAAGAAGGACGAACUGGCUUGCCUGCCAGAGGUCACACCCUCAUCGACGUACACCGAAAUCUCGGAGGGCCGUAAUAUGUCGAUUAUGUGCGUGGUGCGUGCUAUACCGGAGCCGCAAGUAUUGUGGCUAUUUAACGGUCAAGUGAUGACUAACGACAGCCUGAUUGAUAAUCUACAUAUGUACUACUAUAUUGAUGAGACGGGCAGCGCGGAGGAGAAGCGCAGUGAGAUCUUCAUCUAUAAUGUUGGACCCGAGGAUAAUGGCACCUUUUCGUGUGUGGGCAAGAAUGUGGCGGGCAUAACUUUCAGCAACUACACGCUGCGCGUUAUCAUCAAAGAACCGCCUGUGGUGAACGAGGUGUCCUUUCCACGCGACUAUAUGAACUAUAUCAUCGCCAGCAGCACGGGCGCUGGCGUCAUAUUUGUUGUGCUACUUUGUACGAUAGUGAUCAAGUGCAAACAGCGCCAGCCAAACAAGCGCAAGAAGUGUGCCAAUGGCGGCUCGGUUACCAAUGUGGUUGGCGGUGGCGCACACGCUACAGAUAGCAGCGGCAACGAGACGGGUUUGAUGAAAUGCUCGUCUAUACUGAACGAUGGCGACUCACUGAACGGCGGUGCGGGGCUUUUGUUGGCUGAAGGCAUGACGCCCACCAAGCUGUGCAAAGAGAAUGGCGGCGUCAUUAUGGGCGGUCAAAUGCAACAGAAUUUACUGCUAUAUGCACCCGCGCAUUACCAACAGCAAACGUCCAACAGCGCAGUGAUUGGCGAUGGCGGCCAGACGCUGCAGUUGAGCGUUAGCAUGGCUAGUGCGAGCGGUACGCCGCCGCCAAUGUUAGUUGGCAACGCUGUCAGUUACUGUUCGCCGCCUUCGUCGGUGCGCAAUUAUGCGGAGAAAAAUCCAGAUUUGGUAAAUGACGCCGAGAGCGUUAAUCAUGGCAAGCUGAAAACAGCAGCGUCCUUAGACGCAGACUACGAUGCGGCUAGUGAUUGCUCGGGGCCAUGCAGCAUACAGGGUAUGUCGACGACGCCGGUGCAAUUCGACAAUUGCUACCAGCUGGCACCACAGUAUGGCUCACAGAUUAUACGGCCGGCAAACAUGCAACUGAAUUCUGCUGCAGCAGCACGCUUUGGCGCUAUGACGACAUUGCCGCGUGGUAUGCAAUUGAAGACCGUAAUGAACAGUUUGAGCGCCGCACCCGCGCCACAACACCAAGUGGACGUGCACUUGAAUCCAGUGUGCUUCCUUGGUCAGGAUGGCUUUGCUUAUGAUUACAGCAACGCGCACUUGCAACAGUCGGCGCCUGCACCACCUUCGCAUCAUCACCUACAGCUGCAGCCGCAACAUUCAUUGGGCUCCGAACCCUCACACGCACAACACAUGCAACAGCAAAACUUUUACCGCACUCUACCACACAACCGCGCACACAAACAGCAGCAAUUCGCCGCGUCCGCUGCAAAUCCAGGCAUGCGUUAUAGCCUAGAGGCGGAGUUCUUGCAGCGCUCCGGCACACCAACCUACGACAAGUAUAUGCCCAAUGUGCGCUUCACGGCCGAGGGCUACCCACAAACACAACAACAGCAUAUAGUGCAGUACCCGUCGCCGCCGGAGGGCUACAAGAGCAGUCAAAGCCCCGCGCCCAGCCUACAUGACGGCGGCGCGGUAAGUGGCGCGGGUGGUGUCGCUUCCACAAUUUCAAAUGCUACGUUUCAGCAGUGGCCACCCUGUUUGCCCGGCUAUCAUGUGCAGGCCAUACGCUAUCCACCGACCAUUGUCGGCGUAUUAAGCCCACAGGCGCAUAUGCAACAACAACAGCAGCAGCAUUUGCUGCAACAGCAACAGAAAUCGACGGCAGCGGUUGUGCUAACACCAAAUGGACCAACAAAUCAAACACAAGUGCCCACAUCAAUAACAACAACAGCGGUCACGGCUAUGGCCACAGCGAGCACCAGCACGAGCGGUUCGACGUCCGCGUCGACAGUCACAAAGCGUUGUGCAGCCGCGCAGGCCGACGCUUCCACCAUACCCGAAUGCGAUGAGAACGACGUUUCACCCACCACAUCGACAGCGGCCAGCAGCAGUAAUGACGGCAGCAGCAGCAGCGCCACCACAGUAACCAUAUCUGCAAGCAACACGACGGCAACCACGGCGGCCACAGCGACUGCCUCCGAAGAAUCCUCAAAAUUGCGGCAUUUAAACGGCCCCUUGGCGGAUAGCCCAGACGAAGGCUAUGUGGGCGAUUCGCACGAAGGCUCCGAUAUAUGACGACGCGGCGCUAAUGGCAGCUGCGCGAACGCACACGGCAAGGCGGGCGGCAGCGGUUGUAGUGCGGUCAAAAUGGACGACUCGGUGGCAUUGUAGAGUGGGCACAGCCAUAAGCAUGUGUUGUGUGAGUAGCUGGACAAUUAAAUUGUGUGCGAAUGCAUACACACAUACAUAUGUACAUACGAACUUGCUUCAGCUUCACGAGGUGUAAUUCGAUGUGAAAUGAUGGUGGUCAAGUUCUAUAGAGCUGUGCUGUACCGUUUAUUGCUUGCAUAUUGUGGGACAAUUAGAAAUCCAUUAACAUCUCAAUAAAACUAGUGAAAAUAUUGAUUAUCAGUCUUAUCUACUGCAGAAUCUCCAAAUCACACCCUUGGUCCUCACAAAAUAUUCCGCCACCACUCUACUAGUUCAACUGCUGCUUUCUCUUGCAAGCUUAGCUAAAAAUCGUUAAAAUAAAAGAAGAGUAGCAGCAAAUUUUUCCAGUAAAAGUAUAUCAUCACCACUUGGCUGUUCGCAUUUACCCAUAAAUUGAAGUUCUGAUAUAUUUUUUGUUUUUCAUUGUUACUCUUACUCAUUUCCUCUUACUUGCGCUUCGCUCUUCGUGGCCAGUCAAGCAUUAAAUUAAACGACAGCUUUAUAUUUUUUCCAUUUCGAUACCUGUCGCAAGCUCUCAUUGUGUCCGUAUGCUGGACGUUUUCGCUAGCAAUAACAGCUUUUAUUGAUUUCAAUUAACAGCCACCACAGAGUACGUCGCGCCAGUUAUAGAACAAGGUAGCCAGAAAACAAAAAAUUUGUAAAUUUUUUCUAAGCAAAUUUUUUUUCUUUAAUUAGUUGUCAAAAGUUAAAAAAACAAACUUCUUGUAACGGCUUAGUAGGUGACAGUGCUUUAUUUUCGAGUAUUGAAAAAUUUUAUUUAUUGGUAAUUUUCUUUGCUAUAUAAUUCAAAAUGAGGCCUAAGCUUCACACUCUAUUGAAAAUUUUUUAUUACAAAUUAAAAUUUUUUUGUUAACAGGUGGCAUCCCUUGAAAAUAAUAUUUUUUUAAUAACCUUCUAUUGAAAUCUACUCGUAUUAAAAUAUCAAAAAAAAAAAAAAUAUUUACGAUGAGGUGGCAACCCUGAAUAACAUUAAAUAUGCAAAAACUUGCAGUUUUUUCUGCUAAGCAAGUUGACCAAAGGAAUACAGACAUUCUAUUGAACAUUUCUUGUUUUAAAUUGCCAUACAAAUAUUUAAAAUUAGGUGGCAACUCUUAAUAAUAAUAAUUUUGUAAUAACGUGACACGAGUCUUUGCUAUACUAUAUGUACAUAAGUCAAAACGAGGCUUAAAAUCUCACAAGCUGUUGAAAAUCUUUUAUAACAUAUACAAUUUAUUUUGCAAUCAGAUGGCAUCUCUUAAGAGCAAUACUUUUUUUUACAAAGUUUAAUUAAAAAUUUCUUGUUUUAAACUUAAAAAAAAUUGUAUUCAGGUGGCAACUCUUAAUACCAAUAAUUUUGAAGUAACGUGGCAUCCCAAAUUCUAUUGCAAAUUUUUAAUUUUAAAUUAAUUUUCUUUUAUAAUCAGAUGGCAACUCUUCACAAAAAUAAUUUUUUAAUAAGGUGACAUACAAACAGACAUUGUAUUGAAAGUUUUUCAUUUUAAAUAUAAAAAAAUGUAUGAUCAGCUGGCAACCCUCAAUAAUAAUAAUGGUAUAAAUACUAUUCUCAAACUUUUUCGAUAUAUUUUUAAUACAUAAUUAUUUAAACACAUAAUUUUUCCUUACAUUAAUAACAGGUGGCAAUCUUGUUAAAAAAUUCUUCGUAACUAAGCUUUCCAAAUUUUAAAGAAAAUUAUAGGUAAUUAGUGAAAACAUGUGAAUAAUUUUCACACUUUAAAUACAUUUCUUUUUAUAAUCUGGUGGCAACUCUCAAAAACAAUAAUUUUAGAAUAACAUGCAAAUUUUGCAGCUACAUAAGUUGGAAAAUGGCGUACAUACCCAAGUUCUAUUGAAAACUUUUAUUUUUAAAUAAAAAAAAUAUUUAUGAUCAGGUGGCACCUAUUAAUAAAAAAAAUAUAUUAGUAACUUUUUCUGCUAAACAAGUUGGAAGAAGGCAUACAAACAGAUAUUCCAUUUAAAAUUUUCGUUUUGAACUGAAAAGUAAUUACAUAUAUAUAAUCAGGUGGCAACUCUUAAUAACAAAAAUUUUGAUAAUAAUAUUCAAAAAUUCACAUGAAUAUAUACAUAUAUACAAUUUUUUAUACUUAGCUUUUUCUUAUAUUAAAUACAGGUAGCAACUUUCUAAGAAAAUAUAAAGCUAACUAAAUUUUAAAGUGAAUUUUGAGCAAUGAGCAAUUGAUUUGCUAGAAAAUAAUGUGAAAUUGAAUUGCUUAUCAAUUUUGUUUCGGUUUUAAAUUUGAUAUUACCAUAUUUUUAAAUAAAGUUAAAUUUAAAAAUUCAAAAUAUAUAUAUAUACUAUAUAUUUUGCUGACAUAGAAAUUCGCCACUAAUAAAAUAUAUUUCUUACCUUUCCCUGACAUAAAACUUCGCAUUUUUUCCUUAUAUAAUAAAUAUUUAUGCAACAGCUCUUCUUGGGUUGCCCAACUUCAUACAACUUUCAGCAUUAAAGCCAUUUUAAUUAGUUCAAAGCUUUCUCAUUUUCGCUACCAAUGAAUUGUAUUAUCUUCCCAAGAUGCUAUGACCUACUAUUAGCCCUGCCUUUUCCGGCUAACCCAAUUCAAAGCCUCUGGCCUAACUUCAAGUAAAGUGGCGCAAUCACAAGCCUGGUCACCCUAUUCACUAUUCAAAGCAAACAAUAAAAAAAAAACUUUUCACAACGCGCGCAGCAAUGAAGAAAGCCAGAACAACCAGCGCAAAUUUCUUUAAAUCAUUUUUCUUAAAUGAAAACAAAAGAUUUUGUUUCUCAACUUGCCUUUAUGCGCUGCCACUUCCUAGAAUUUAUGUGCACGUGCCUUUCAUUCAGCUUCCAUUCAUUCAUAUACUACAAUAUUAGCUGCGCAUCCCGCCAUUUACAUUUCGACUUGACUUUUUUGACUUAUUUGGCGUGCGAUUUUAUUCCAGUUGAUGUAAUUGAAAAAGUUUUCAUUUCAUUUAACUUUGUCCCAUUCUUUGAAGUGCUGCACCCAACUCACUGUGAAUAACUUAAGGUGCGCGCAAUGAGAGCUUUCUUGUUGCAGGGGUCCUUUUUGCGGGUAAACUCCUCGAUAGAACGGCAAACUAGGCAAAGAAGUAGAUAGAAUUUCAUUUAGACAGGCAUACCAUUCAAACCAUAAGCCUUUGGUAUUCGGGGCAACUUCUCAACAAUUGAUUUGUAGGCCAAAUGCGCUUUUGUUCGGCUAUGUACUGAGCGACGCAGGCUAAAAGAACCAGAAACGAUUCAAUACUGGGCGCUACUAAAGCAUCAAUCUGGAACUCAGAUUGCAAGGUGUGCCGCGUUCGAAGAAACAACACUUCGCUUCCACUUUGUUUCAGUGGAGUGAACACUAGAGUGCGGGCAAGAGAGAGAUAGGCAGUGGAAAAGUGAGAAAAGCGGUUAAAGACGAAAAACAGACAGUAACUGCAGUUAGACAAAGCAUUUUACAUUAUUAGCAACAAAGGUAUUUUUUAUGAUUUCAUAUGUGCCACAGCACUCGUAGUACAUAUAAGAAAACAGGUCGUGUCUAUACGAGCAUGUGCAUUUCAAGUGUGCACACCGAAGUCUGCUUUCAGACACGCACAGGUGUGACACAAUUUUGUGAAAACAAUACAAGUAAAUAUGUGCGCAACGUGAAAUUGCUGUUAUAAGUACACUCGAGCAUACGGUGUUGAGUAUAUGCCACUUCCUUUCCUUGACAGGCUUUUUGAUUGUGAGAAACGCGCAGAAAAAUCAAAUUAAAAGUGACGACUUGGCAGAUACACAAAACUGGCUGCUUCAUAUAUAUUAAAAAUAUAUUUUAUCUUCAAGCAAAUACUAACGCUCGCUAGCGGCAUGCUCGCUCACUUAUGACAACGCAGGCUCUCGUUUUGUUUGCCAGCAAAUUUAUUAAUACUCAUACGCCGUGUCUAACAGCGCUGCAACUUUGGCACGAGCGCCACUUCACUUGUGCCAGUUAACGGCAAUAUGUUUUAUGUUCGCAAAUACCGUUGCAGAAGGUGGCAUAAAAUAUCCAUACGCGAAGAAUGCGAAAACGGAUUUCUUGCAUCUUUCUUACUCGGAAAUCAACACGCCUCUCAAACAAUUCAGUUGCCAGAAAUAACUGCUGUUAAAGCAAUUUCGUAGUGUAAAAAGAGUAACUGUGCUUGAAAUGGUUCGAAAAUUAUAUUUUCAGUGGAAUUUCAAUUGUGAGAUGGCUUUGAUGUUAGAGCAAGUUGUUGUAUCGACAUCUGCCUUAGGAAUUAUUUGAUUUUUAUUAUAAAUUAAUUUGUCUUUCAUUAACUCAUUAUUGUCUCUCAUAUACACAGUGUGUGUAAUUUGCGUCGCUUAUGUCACCAUCCAUCACGAUUUUCGUCAGCUCGUCUGGCAUAGCAGUUUUGGCUUGAGCUCAUCAAGAGCUUCUUGAUGGUUUACCAAAUCCAAAGCAAACAGAUUUGAUCCAAGUCUUGCCAAGUCUUGUUGACACCAGUAACUGUCGAUAGGUUUUUGAAGCAUUUAUAUCUACCAAUAAUGAGUCAUCUCUAAAUGUUUCAAUCGAUCCACUCGAUGUGAGUGAACUUUCUCAUGAUCAAAAAUAUUUAAUACAAGCGCCAAGACUGUGUCUGUUCACCUCGACAAUUUAUGAACUAAUUCUGUUUCUGUUUUCUGUCUCCAUUUGAAGCCUUCCAAAGUCAAAAUUUUCUUCUUAAAGCAUGUCCAAAAAUAUUAUAUAACAGAGGACAAGACGAUGUCAGUUGAUCAUGAUAUGUAUGAACUAUUUCUGUUUCUGUUUCUCUUUGAAUCGUCUCAAUGUCAGAACUUCCAAGGCAUGCCUAGCCAGCUCAGUUUGUUAGCAAAGCACUUUAUCAUUAUUGCAGCUUAGAGAUAAACGUAAGUCGAUAUUAAUAAUGAGCCAGCAUCUAACGCUAUCGGUUAAAAGCUGUUAUAGAUCCAACAUUUCGAUUCAUUUAGUAGAUUCUGUGCAUCAUUCUUGAGGAAACCUUCAAUCAGUUCAUUCGAAUGCGUGUGUUGAUGGUGAACCGCGCGUCGACUGUAUGUCACUCUAUUGUGCCCAAGCAUUAUUCGAUACAAAUAACGAAACUGCGACUGUUAUUCACGUAUUUAUAACCUAUUUCUGUUUCUGUUUUUGUCUUUAUUUCUGGAUGAACAACUUGAAAGUCUGGAAUUCAUUUCCAAAGCAUGUCCAGUUCAUUCAAUCCGGUAGAAAAUCUCUUUAUAAUUAUUGCUGCUGUUGGAUUAAAAAUGCUUCAGGCUGUACAACAACUUCUUGAAGUCUAGUCCGUUUCUGUUUAAAGUGCUUCAAAAUAUAAAUUUGCUUUUCAAAGCACGUCUAGUAAAUUUUAGCCGCUAUUAAAGCACUUCAUCAUUAUUGCAACAGCGAGAUAAAUGAUGGUGCACCCUGUACAGCAACUUCUUGUCGUCUAAUCAAUAGCAAACAAUUAAAUUAGACACGCUGCACAAAGCAAGUCCCAUUAUAAGUUAUUGUAAGGUCAGGCACUAAUAGAAACAUUUGUAUAAACAAAUCGCCGCCCUAAUAGCAAUUUUCAUGCAACACACUUUCAACCGCAGCUGCUCAACUGCAAGUACAUUAAAGCCUGAAUAGCUGUCAAUAUGCUUUUAUGUGUGCGCCUUUCUAUGAAAUUCUGCAAAAUCUGUUUUAGUUCACAAUCGGACUAAUUACUUCAUAUACCACUAAUAUUUUCGGAAAUGCUUCACAAAAACAAAAACACUGUUAUUUUAGUUGAUUAGAAUUUAAUUGCAAUUAGCGUGCUUACCUUCGGCCACCAGCAAGCAAUAAGCUGCACUGCACACGAAAAAUAUUUGACGUUAAUGAAGCUGAAGUGAGAAUCAAAUGAAGCGAAUUGAAUUGAGCGAACACUGGCAUAAAUGAUAAUUGUAUAUGAUUGCGCGUAAGUAAAUACAAUUCGGCCGAAAUUGAAACAGUGAAAACACAGCUUAAUCAUAAAUAAUGUCUUAGCAUAAGAAGAAGCGAACUCGAAAUCAUGAACACACACACAUACAAAGACAAACGCAUAAAUCUUUACUUAAUUGCUCGUGUGAGUUUUCUGUCAAAAUUCAGGCUGAUAAAUCACUGGCAUACGGCAUGUGUGUGUGUGUGUGUGCAGCAAUAAAUAUAAUAAUAUUUUGAGUUAUUUGCCUACAUAAAAGAUGAGCAUUAAAAUAAUUUAAUUAUCGGGUG
Molecule: messenger RNA, 12310 nt
Organism: Bactrocera neohumeralis
Lineage: Eukaryota; Metazoa; Arthropoda; Insecta; Diptera; Tephritidae
Gene: kek2
Exons: 4
Coding region: 2955-5984 (1009 amino acids)
Molecular function (GO): protein binding
Source: RefSeq, a predicted model, not a curated record